AUGGCCGCGGAUCAUCAUGGUCCUUCGAUGAACCCGUCGCCAGGCGAUGGUAGCGGUCGCUCAUCGUCGUCGUCACUGUCGCCUGCGGCUGAGCUGUCGCCGUCGUUGCGAAGCUCCCCGCCAUUCCAUGGUUGCUCGACGGCUACGCGAUCAUCUCCGUCGACCACGCAAUACGAUAGUCUAUUAGGGUACCACAGUUACGUCGCCGGUAACGUUGACGCUGGCGUGACGUCACCGUCAACGCACAACGGUUACGCCGAAGCGGCGUCGCACUUUCGUCGCAAGGAGACGUCGCCCGCUUCAGCGUCGCACGGCAACUCUCAGUCGCUGGCGCCGGAAUCCGAGUUCUACGCAUACCCGGCGCCGCCGCAGCCGCCCGCUUCGCUCUCGCCGUCGUUCUCGCUGCCCACCUACGCGUCCUACACCUCGUCGCACCCUACCUCGUCGAUCUGCGGCCCAACUGCGGCGCUCCCCGCGUCGCUCGCUUCACGGUCCCCUUCCGCAACGUCCGCCACCUCCUUCCCGUCGUCGUUGUCGCAUCCCUCCGUCUCGUCCUCGUCAGACGGGGAGGACCUCGGCCCCUCCGCGUGCCCCUUCCAAGCCAGCUUGGUCCCCGCAUACGCGCCUUUCUCCGCGUCGACUAACGGAACGGUCAACGCGGGGGUCAACGGAUCGGUCAACGCGGCGGUCAACGGGGGAGUCAACCCAAUGUCGCCGCUCGCAUCCUUUCCCGCUCGCCCCGCUAAUGCGCCGUUGGAGAGAACGAGUUCCGGGCCCAGUGGACUGCGGGGGGGACACGGCGCGGGCGGAAGCGGCGGGACUUUCCCCGGGGUGGCGGAAGCGGCGGGCGCGGGGAUCUUUCCCGAACGGGCACCAGGUGGCGGACUACUUGCUGUCGCAGCGCCACGGUCCCCAUCCCAAUGCUCUUUCUCCCCCGUUCCCGCGCCCCCGCCCCCGCAGUCCCCCAACGGCCAUCAGGUGGCGGACUACCUGCUGUCGCAGCUGCUGCACCUCACACGCUCCUCCGCCGGCUGCAUCUCCAGCGCCCUCCGCCGCCCCCGCCCCCGCAGCAACAACAGCACCAGCAGAGACAGCAACUGCAGCAACAGCAAGAACAGUGGUGGCGGCGGCAGUGAGGAGGAGGAGGAGUCGUUGUUCCUGAGGACGCACAGCAUCACCAACUUCGCCUGGACGCCGUACCUCAAGGCGUGGUAUGCCGAGAAUGCAGCCUCGGGAUUGGUGUUUGGCAAUAUGAAGACGCUCAUGGGCCAGGUGGUUACCACCGCUGACGUCAUCGUGAGCAAUGACGUGGCGUCGGAUCCGCGGUCGACGGGAGUGCCGCCCGGACACCCGCCCAUGACGACGUUCCUUGGUGUGCCACUGUUCUCAGGCUCCCGUCUCGUCGGAAUGUUCGCAGUGACCAAUCGCGAGGGGGGCUACAGCAGGACCCUCGUCACAGAGUUGCACGCACUAACCAAGACAGUGGGGCAGGUUGUAGCGGGGAUACAGCAGCGGCGGCAGCGGUGGGAGCGCGAGGAGCGGUUGAAUGCGGUGCUGGAGGGUGCCUGCCAGGCAGUGCUGUCUGUAGCGCCAUCCGGCCGGCUCUCCUGCAUCAACCGCGCUGCUCGGAGCCUGUUUGGGGUUCCUGAUCAAGCCAUGGGUCCCCACUCCUCCUCAAGCUCUCAGGCUGCUGCAGGAGCAGGGGGGGCAGCAGUAGGAACUGGAGCGACAUCUUCCUUGAGUCAUCUGCUUGCGAGCCUGAGUGAAUCUGAUCUUUCGCUAUCAGAUCUGAUUGAGAGCAUUGAUGGGGAUGCAGGCUUUAUGCAACAAGGUGUGCUGCUGAGAUAUGCAGAAUCAGAAGGUUCUUUUCCUGCUGUGGGGCUGUCCCAUGGAGACCAGUACAAAAAUCAGCUCAGGAGCUCCCAAGGUCGCACUGAUCGGGACAUGUCAGCAGCUGCUGUCAGAAUGAACCUCCGUGUGAGAGUGACACGUGGCGAGACGUCACAGGUGGCGUAUGUGCUGACGGUGCAGCCGGCAGAAGAAGUAGAAUUAGGAGAGAGAGAAUUCCACUUGCAGUCUCAAACUCAGUCUGAUGGCCAUCACACCUACCAUCAUAUGGCUUGUGGACGUGCAGAAAGGAAUUGGAGAGGAGCAGCAGCAGAUAGCGUAGGGGGGGGGGAUGGGGAGGGCGAGGAGGAUGGGCAUGAGUGUCAGCUGCUGAUGUCAGAUGAAGAUGGGACGCUCACCAUCGUGGUGUGA
Messenger RNA from Closterium sp. Naga37s-1, 2259 nucleotides. The record is from the annotation of a GenBank genome assembly. NCBI's taxonomy places the organism in Eukaryota, Viridiplantae, Streptophyta, Zygnematophyceae, Desmidiales, Closteriaceae.